Messenger RNA from Fomitopsis serialis, 2910 nucleotides. RefSeq names its product WD40 repeat-like protein. The transcript has 11 exons. Bases 1 to 2910 code for a protein of 969 amino acids. The record is from RefSeq and is a predicted model, not a curated record. Lineage: Eukaryota; Fungi; Basidiomycota; Agaricomycetes; Polyporales; Fomitopsidaceae. Gene Ontology annotation, cellular component: Pwp2p-containing subcomplex of 90S preribosome; small-subunit processome. Gene Ontology annotation, molecular function: snoRNA binding; protein binding. Gene Ontology annotation, biological process: maturation of SSU-rRNA.
AUGGUCCAGAGCUACUUGAAACACGGGCCCACAGAGGCCUUCGGACUCGUUUGCAGCUCGUCUUCAAACUCACACUAUGACGGCAAGCUCGCAUAUGUACCCGCACUGGAGGAUAUCUUGGUAUGGGACGUGAAGAAGGGCCAGAUGCUGGCAAUGUGGCAUGAGACAGGUCAUCGAGCGGAAGUUACUUGCAUCCUUCGUUCCCCACAGAAAGACACCUUUGCGGUCGGGUAUGCAGAUGGCUCUAUUCGACUCUGGAGUUCCUCGGAGAAGUCUGUUGUUGCUACCUUCAACGGUCACAAGAAAGCAGUCACCUCACUCGCUUUCGACGAGGCGGGUACGAGACUCGCGUCAGGCUCGCAAGACACGGACCUCAUUCUGUGGGAUGUCGUUGGGGAGGCUGGCCUUUUCAGGUUACGUGGUCAUCGAGACCAAGUCACUGCCAUACGGUUCAUCACCCCUGCGUCUCCCUCACAGCCAUCCUCCUCCUCCGGAACCACUCCAGGCUACCUCCUCACGUCCUCGAAGGAUACAUUCCUUAAGCUAUGGGACCUUGGUACUCAGCACUGCAUACAGACUGUCGUCGCCCACCGCUCCGAGAUCUGGACACUAGAUGUGGACAGUAAACAUGAGCUCGUAUUCACAGGCAGUGGUGAAGGCGAGCUCAAGGCGUGGAGGAUUGAUCAUGAGGCCCUCGCGGAAGGACUGCGAGAAACUGAGAAUGGCGAGGUGGCAAAGCUCAUUCAUGCAGUUGCCCCCCUCCCAUUAGCCUCCAACCAUCGCGUCUCUCAAAUUACCUUCCACCCUUCGCAUCCCUACCUCGCCGUCCAAUCGCAUGACCGCACAGUCGAGCUCUUCCGCAUACGCACCGAAGAUGAGAUCAGGAAGAAGCAAGCGCGGCGCCGUAAACGGCAGAAGGAGAAAGAGCAAACGAAGGGUAAGAAGCCCGCCGACCACGACGACGCUGAGAUGCAAGUGGACGGUGAGGCCGAGGACAAGGACAAGGAGGUCGAGCUUGUCGACUUGUUCACGCCUUACCUGGUCGUCCGCGCGUCGGGCAAAAUCCGUUCGUUUGACUUCGCCGACGACGACGUCUCAAGAGCGAAGGGCACCACGCAGCUUUUCACAGCUCUGGCUUCCAACGCGCUGGAGGUGUAUAACAUCCCACCACCGACGAAGAGCAAGGACGCGCAGCCCGAGGCGACCCGCGUCUACUCUGUCGACCUGCCAGGUCAUCGGACGGACGUCAGGACGCUGUGCCUGAGCUCAGACGAUGGCCUGCUAGCGUCAGGCUCAAAUGGGUCGCUGAAGAUCUGGAAUAUGAAGACGAUGGCGUGCAUUCGAACGAUGGAGUGCGGGCAUGCGGUUUGCAGCACUUUCCUCCCUGGCGAUCGACAGGUCGCAGUGGGGACGAAGUCGGGAGACAUCCUCAUUUAUGACGUCGCCUCCUCGACGCUCAUCGAGACCGUCAAAGCACACACAUCAACUGUAUGGUCAAUUCACGUCCGCGCAGACGGUCACGCACUCGUCAGCGGCAGUGCGGACAAGGACGUCAAGUUCUGGGAGUUGGAGUCGAAGCCUGUGGACAGCGAUAAUCCCCGAAGUGCUAGACUGCUGUCGCUUGUGCACGUCCGGACGCUCAAGAUGACGGACGACGUGCUCAGCGUGCGGUACAGCCCGAACGGCAAGUUUUUGGCAGUCGCGCUGCUCGAUUCGACUGUGAAGGUAUUCUACCAAGACACGCUCAAGUUCUUCCUAUCGCUGUAUGGCCAUAAGCUUCCAGUGCUGAGCAUGGACAUCUCCGCGGACAGCAAACUCAUCGUGACCUGCUCGGCGGACAAGAACGUCAAGAUCUGGGGCCUCGACUUCGGCGACUGCCACCGUUCGCUCUUCGCGCACGACGACAGCGUGAUGCAGGUCGCGUUCGAGAAGAACGACAUCCGCGAGUUCGAUGCGAAGCCGAGUCAUUAUUUCUGGACGGUAGGCAAAGACCGCAUGGUGAAGUACUGGGAUGGGGACAAGUUCGAGAAUAUCCAGAAGCUGGACGGGCACCACGGAGAGGUGUGGGCGCUGGCCGUCAGCAACACCGGCAAGUUCGUCGUCUCGGGCUCGCACGACAAGUCGAUCCGAGUGUGGGAGAAGCUCGACGAGCCGCUAUUCCUCGAGGAAGAGCGCGAGCGCGAGCUCGAGCAACUCUACGAGUCCGGUAUCGCCGACACGCUCAACCGGAACGACGCCCCCAUCGGCAGCGGCGCCGACGACGCGGACCCCACGCUUGCGCAGGGCGCGGAGGCGACCGCCGUCUCGAAGCAGACGACAGAGACGCUGAUGGCGGGCGAACGGAUCAUGGAGGCGCUCGAGCUCGCGGACGGGGAGAUCGCGGCACUGCGCGAGUACGAGGAGGCGAAGGCGGCGGGCGGGCUCGGCGAACAGGUCGCGCCGCCGCCGAGGAAUCCGGUGCUGGCUGCGUAUGAUGUCGAGCCGGCGGAGUACGUGCUAAAAGUCGUGGAGAAAGUGCCCGGGACGGCGCUGUAUGAUGCGCUGCUAGUGCUGCCGUUUGGGAAGGUGGUGAGCCUGAUGAUGUAUCUGAACGUUUGGGCGCAGAGGGACUGGAACAUUGUCCUCACGUCCAGAAUCAUAUUCUUCCUCCUCAAGACACAUUAUCACCAGAUCGUUGCCAACCGCAUCAUGCGUACUGCCCUCAUUCCCUUGCGUAAGCAUCUCCGCGACUCGCUGCGAAAGCAGAAGGACACGAUCGCGUACAACCUCGCCGCGCUCAAGUACAUCAAGCGGCAGAAUGACGCACAACGGAUUGCAGAAUUCUACGAGGAGGAAGGCAUGGACGAAGAGAAGGUCAGGGAAAGAAUCGCCGAGGGCAAGAAGAGGAAGCGCGUGGCCAUCAAGUCGUAG